AUGCCUAACACCCUCAUCGACGAACGAGUCUCUUCGGCGCAAUGCAAGAAGGCCGUCGAGGCUCUUCUCGCGCAUGCGACAAAACACGAAGAAAAGCAGGCCGAAACCCAGCUUCUGGGCAGCAAGGAGCAAACCGUAUGGCUUGUCGUGAACACGAAAGUCAUGCACCCGGAGAAGAAGAUAAAGCCAGCACGGAUACCGGUGAAGUUCCCUAUCGUCGAUCCCCGCACCACCCCGAUCUGCCUCAUCGUGAAGGACCCACAACGGGAGUACAAAGACCUCAUUGCCGAGAAGGGCAUCAAGUUCAUCUCACGUGUUGUCGACAUCCGGCACCUGAAGGGCAAGUGGAAGCCGUUUGAAGCACGCCGACUGCUGCUCAAGGAGAACGGGCUAUUCCUCGCGGACGAACGCGUCGUGCCCUUGCUGCCUGCGCUGCUCGGUUCAAUCUUCUUCAAGGCGAAGAAACAACCCAUCCCUGUCAAUAUCACGCGCAAGGACCUCAAGGGCGAACUCGAGCGCGCGAUUUCCUCCACCUACUUCCAUCAGAACCAGGGAACUUGCACGUCCAUCAAGAUCGGCACCGUCUCCCAAAAGCCGGCACACGUCCUCGCUAACCUUCUCACCGCGCUUCCCGAGGUCGUCAAGCACAUCAAGGGUGGCUGGGACAACGUCCAGAGCCUCAUGGUCAAGACGAACUUCUCGGCAGCGCUCCCGGUUUGGCAAUGCGACCUCGGCACCGGCGCGGGCGGACGCUGGGAGGGUCUCAUGGAUGUAGUCAGCGAGGAUGAGGAUGCGAAGAUGGACAACGACGAGGGCGAGGCGGACGAGAUGGAGGUCGAGGUCGAGGAACCCCCGCCGCCCGCGAAGGGCAAGGGCAAGAAGCGCGUGGCCGAGGUCGAGGAGGAGAAGGAGCAGCCGAAGAAAAAGGCCAAGGCUACGACGGCAGGCGAAGACGUACCAGUGCCGAAAUCGAAGAAGGCCAAGUCGAAGGCCGCGGACGCGACGCCCGCUCCCACCGCUUCCACCUCUGACCCACCUCCCGCGAAGACGAAAGAAAAGAGCAAGCCUGAGGCCACCAAGCCCCCUGCACCAAAUGCUCCCCCACCGGUGUCAGAGCCCGCCAAGAAGAAGCGCCGCAAGUCUGGAGAGGUGCCGAAGUCGAAACGGGAGCGGAAACCGAAGGGGAAGAAGGUGAAGCCGGGUGAGGGCGCAGGCGAGGGCGAGGGCGAGGGCACAGAUGCGCCUGCUGCGGAACCCGCGGCGACGGCUGAUACAGAGAAGGCGGUGGAGAAGAAGCGCAGGCGUAAGUCGAGGGGCGGGGCGGAUGCGGAUGCUCCAGCGGCGACGGUGUCUACGGACGAAAUCAAGCAGAAGAUGGCUGCGUCAGGCGUAGAGAAGAAGAAAGGGAAAGUACUGGCGGCGAAGGCAGGCGCGUCGAAAAGUGCCAAGGAGGAGGUGCUGGGAAAGAAGUCGAAAAGGCUCUGA
This is a messenger RNA of Epithele typhae, 1485 nucleotides long. RefSeq names its product ribosomal protein L1. The coding region runs from base 1 to 1485 and encodes 494 amino acids. The record is from RefSeq and is a predicted model, not a curated record. Lineage: Eukaryota; Fungi; Basidiomycota; Agaricomycetes; Polyporales; Epitheliaceae. The transcript is spliced from 5 exons.